This is a messenger RNA of Nerophis ophidion (straightnose pipefish), 9934 nucleotides long. RefSeq names its product solute carrier family 4 member 1 adaptor protein (gene slc4a1ap). The transcript is spliced from 14 exons. The record is from RefSeq and is a predicted model, not a curated record. Gene Ontology annotation, molecular function: protein binding; mRNA binding. Lineage: Eukaryota; Metazoa; Chordata; Actinopteri; Syngnathiformes; Syngnathidae. The coding region runs from base 19 to 2334 and encodes 771 amino acids.
CAGUCGCACCAAACAAACAUGGCCGCCACGCAGCAGAAAGACAUGAGUUCGUCAAAUGAAAAAGACCCCGACGCGGUGGAAAUAGACGGCCUUUCCUCCAUUAAUCACGACGAGCAACCCGAAAAGAAAGAAAUACCCACCGACGACCAAGAAACAGCGGCCCCCUUCAAAAAACCAGCGUCAUUCGCCGUGCCUUCUCUUGCUCGCAAACGCAGUCUAAACGCUGCUGCUCCAUCCAAACCAGAAGCGGAGACAACAACCAAGGCAGAACUCGGCGACGCUCCAGUUGUUAACCCUAAUUGUGGGUUAUCAGCGGAUGAUAACAAAACGCCACAAGAGAAUACAAACACUGAUAAACAUAGAGACCUUUCUCCGGUGAAGGGGAAAGCAGAAGCCAAAGAGAAAACAUGCAAGGUACCGCCUGCUGGCAACAUCCCCCCCGCCCCGUACGCAGAGCCGCAGUGGGCUGGCCCGCCACCACACGACGCCUAUGCUCUUGAAAUUCUAAAAAACGGCACCAUAGUAGACCGGGUGCCCCUCACGCUGAAAAGUUACUUUGUGGUUGGACGUUUACCGGUGUGCGACGUCUCUCUGGAGCAUCCUUCUAUCUCCAGGUACCAUGCUGUCAUUCAAUACCGCCAGCAGCCCGGGACGGGAUGUGUGGGUGAGGAACCCGGCUUCUACGUCCACGACCUCAGCAGCACGCACGGUACUGUUGUCAACAAGAAUAAGAUCCCUCCUAAGACGUACAUCAGACUCCGUGUUGGACAUGUCCUCAAGUUUGGAGGCAGCACUAGACUUUUCAUCCUCCAGGGUCCAGAAUUUGACGAGGAAGAAGAGUCUGAACUAACAGUGACAGAGCUGAGGGAGCAAUCUAAGAAACAGAGAGCUGAGCUUGAAAAGAGAAUGAUGGGAGAGGGAUCUGAGGAAGAGGAGCGGGAGGAGAAAGUUGAAGGCGAAAGUGACAAGAGGAAACUGUCGAGUGAAGAAUCUGGAUGUUCAUGGGGAAUGGCUGAGGAGCCUGUUCCAGAGGAAGAUGAGAACGAGGAAAACCCUUUCUCAACCGAGUUCCAUGAAGACCAGGAAGCUGCAUACUUAAAGGACCCUAAGAAGGCUUUGCAGGGAUUUUAUGACAGGGAAGGGGAAGAGCUGGAGAUUGAGUAUGAAGACCAAAAUCAUGGCACCUGGCUCUGCAGAAUAAAGCUGCCAGUGGACGACGCUCUGGGCCGACAGCUUGUUGCCGAGGUGACCCACACGGGCAAGAAGAAAGAAGCAGCCGUCCAGUGUUGUCUUGAAUCCUGCAGGAUGCUUGAGGCUAGAGGAUUGCUGCGCCAGGAAGCAGUUUCCCGCAAGCGCAAGAAAAAGAACUGGGAAGAUGAAGAUUACUACGACAGCGACGAUGACACCUUCCUGGAUCGGACUGGCACCGUUGAGAAGAAGAGGCAAGAGAGAAUGAAGAAAGCAGGAAAGAUUCAACAGCGAACCGAGACUUAUGAAUCACUGAUUGCCAAGCUGUCAGAGGUGGAGAAGGAGGUGGCAGAGACACAGAAAAAGCUUGGCACGGGUGGGAAAGAUGCCUACAGCUCUUCCAACGAUGACCCAUUGGAUGCGUUCAUGACUGCUGUGCGCAGCGAGGCAGCCAUGGAUGCCGUGGAGCGCAGGAAGCUUCACAUGCACGUUGCACACCUGCGCAAAGACGCCCAGCGGCUCCGCAAGCUGGUGGAACUCACACGGCCCACACAGCUGCCCUCACUGCUCCCCAGUUCAAGCAGCUCAGAAUCUGAGAAAACAAAGAAGGCCUUGCCCCUUUUUGGUGCCAUGAAAGGAGGAAGAAAGUUUAAGCUGAAGACUGGCACACUUGGGAAGUUGCCUCCUAAGCAGCCCAGUUUGCCUCCCGAACUCUUCACCAUGAAGGAACUUCCCCCUGCAGGAGAGGAGGAGGAAGAGGAGGAGGAGGAAAAAGAUACAGUGUCCGAAAAAACUGUUGACCUUGAAGAGUCGACCAACGUCCUAUCCCAAGAUACUUCAGGACAGGAUGCAGACGGAUUAGUGCCACCGAAAGAGCCCAGUCCCAAAAAGAGGACAGCUAAGCCAUGUGCGGACGCUGACCCGCCCCCGUCUCAGGACACAAAACCCAGUUCUAACCCACCAGCUGCUGAAUCCAGAGCCAAGGGUGAUGAGGAGCCUAGUCUGAGAAAGAGAAAGAAAGUGAUGCCCCCAGUGCAGCUCUCAGGCCAGUAUCCUCAAGACGACCCUGAUUAUUGUGUCUGGAUGCCGCCCACAGGUCAAACUGGAGAUGGCCGCACCCACCUUAAUGACAAGUAUGGCUACUAAGGGAAUAGACGUCCAUCCUCCACACUCCCGCUGUAUUACUCAGCAAGGCACUUGGAUUGUACUUUGGUGAUAUCGUCUGAGUAAGCACAACUGAUAUCAAGACACACCCACUGAUCCCUUUCAGCCCAGCACACAACAAUCCCACUCUGUCUUUUUCCAAGCAGAAAAUACACAAAAUGGUGGCGCGAGAUCUAACUGAUGUGAAUUCAGCUUUUUUUCCCCCCCGACGUUUUUAGUCUCUGGCGGCUCUUCUUACAUUUCAAACCACCUGACAUCCAAUCUGUAUCCCUCCCCUCUUUGGCUCCACUUGAUCACAGGCAUUACUCCCCUCCCUCCAAAAGGAGAGUGUAUAGCAGGGAAGCAGCUUUUCUGACCAUCUGGACACUUGGAUGGCUUACUGAAUGAAACACAAGCUGAUAAUGACUCAAGCUACAGUAAGCAGAGUUGUGUGUCAGCACACACACCUUUUCCGAGUUCUCUUUUUAACAGGAUUGUCGUUGUUAGACAUUCCAGCUGUCACUGCUGCUCCUUUCAUUUCAUUGUUUUUGUCAUUUCUGCUCAACUUGUAAUUAUUGUACAAAAAGUGUAAACAACAAAAAAAAUGUACACACAACCUGUGACCGUGUUGGCUCCACACCUUGCAGUCCCCGUUCUCAUACACGCCACAACAGUGACUGCUAAUCAAGUGCGGCCGACACUAGGUCACUAAGUGCAGCGGUCACAGGGCCAAUCGUGGGCUUAAGCCACCUCGUUAGGGGUUAUUAGGGGCACUUACAUAAGGUCAGUUAGGUCUCAACAUAAUUCUGUUUAUGUAAGACAAACUGUCCUCAGAUUGGAGAGCACAAAAGGGACCCUUGGUGGUUCAAAAGAGUGUUUAUGAAUACAGGUGCUCCAAGUGGAAUUACAGUAAAGUCAGACUCACAGUGCUGGGUAGUAAAUCGCACAAUAGAGCGAUUGAUGUUCAAUAUUGGUGGGCAUUUCUCCUCUCUCUAGGCUUUUUAUGAGGUGCAUUUUCACUUCAUGGUGAUGGCAUUCCUUUUCUUUGGCACACUUCCUCUAAAAAGGACCUGUCUUACACCUGGGAGACAUGAUGAAGAGCAAGAAGUUCAGAGGGCUCCCGAUUCAACUUUUUCACUCUCAGUACGAUAGAGAUAUUGACCCGAUACAAUAUCAACAUUAUCCAUUUUCUACCUCUAGUCCCUCUCGGGGUCGCGUGAUGGCUGGAGCCUACACAGGGCCAACGCAGACAGACAACAUUCACACACUAGGGCAUGCGUCGGCAACCUAAAACGUUGAAUGAGCCAUAUUGGACCAAAAAUACAAAAUCAAACAUGUCUGGAGCCGCAAAAAAUUUAAAGCCACAUUACAUACAGAUAGUGUGUCAUGACAUAUAAAUUGAAUUAGGAGGACUUAAAGGAAACCAAAUGAGCUCAAAUAUACCUACAAAUGAGGCAUAAUGGUGCAAUAUAGCUAGCCUAAAUAGUUUGUUAGCAUCGAUUAGCUUGCAGUCAUGAAUGCACCUUUGUGCAUUCAGGCACAAUGUUAAACGUUGGGUGGACAAAAUGAGACAGAAAAAGAAGUGGCAUUAAGGACUAUUACAAACUCAGAGAAAUCUAUAUAUGUAAACAAACUACGGUGAGUUCAAGGACUGCCAAAAUUAGUAGGACAAAACGGCCCUCGCCAAAUACUCGAAUCAGUGAAGCAUGUUUAAUAAAAACAGUGUGCUUUAUAGCAAUUAGGGAGGUUUGUGUCAUGUUUGUCCUCCUACAGAAACCAUAUCAAAACAAAAAAUAUAUUUUUUAAACCCCCCCCCCCCCCCCAUCUUUUUCAAACAUUUUGGAAAAAUCUCCAGAGAGCCACUAGGGCAGCGCUAAAGAACCGUGGGUUGCCGACCCCUGGACUAGGGCCAAUGUAGUGUUGCCAAUCAACCCAUCCUCAGGUGCGUGUCUUUGGAGGUAGUACCAAAAGGGAACCCACCCAGUCACUGGGAGGACAUGCAAACUCCAAGCACUAACCACCAUGCUGCCGAUGUCAGCACUAAUAAUUUUUUUUAUUUUGUAGUAUUUAAUGUUAGAGAAUUCUUGAUCAACCAAACUUGCUCACACAAAACAACAGUAUGUAUAAAAACACUAACCUGUUUUAAACUGCAAUAUUGAACUAUAGCUUGUGUGCUAUUGUGUGCUUGGCUGUUGUGUAGCUGACAGCGCCUAAUAGCCCAACAUGUAUGGGUGUCGUAAUAAAACUUUUUUACUUCUGAUACGAUACCGAUAUUGAAGCCUUAAAUGUUGGCCGAUACCGAUAGUAAUCUGAUAUAUUUGCAGGAAUCAUAGAUGGAUAAUCCCUUUUUGGGAAAUUCAAGUAUUAUAUACUUUAAAAAUGUUGUAGUGUGGAAUUAAAAAAAAAGAUUUAAUCAGGUGAAAUUAGUCAAAGAGAACAAGAACACUAACCUUAUUGUCUCAUGGUAAAAAUGUAUUAUUUUAUAGUGGUAGAAUGUUGUGAAAGGCCUGCGCAAGUACAAUUAUUUAGAGAAAAAUUGGUAGGUAAAAAACAAACCUUAUGACAGAUUUAUUUAUGCAUCUGAAUUGGAGUGUUAAUUUGUGUUUUGUCGACAUCUAGUGGCAACAAUAAGUCAUUACAUAAACUUAUGACAGUAAAUUAAAUGACGCAGACUCGUUUGUUCAUUCUAAUAUGCUUGUGACUUUGUUUUGAAGUAAUAUGCACUUAAAAUGGUUUGAUACUUGUGAAUACCUCAUUUAAAUGCUCCAACUUAAGUGAUUUGAGAUGAGCACCGUCUCUUGGCUAAUUGUUAUGCUCUAAGUUGCAAGCAAAAAUUAAAGUUACGCGAAUCCCCACCAUUAGUUGGCGUAGCAAAUGUCAAAGUGAAGCCUGUACGAUCCGAAUAAAAUAUCUGGUCUUACUUGCAAGCAUUGGCUUGUAGGUAAAGAUGAACAGAAUGUUGUAUUUCCAACUAUGGGAAGGAAAAAAGUGAGCGUGAAGGAUAUUGCUGAGAAGAAGAAUUGACUGAAAAUGUGUCGCUCACUUGGCGAAACAAUGGUAGCAUAUCACUGCUAGUCUGCACCAUACCGAAACAGAAUGAGUCAAGAAUGUGAGAGUUGUAUCUAAACAGCAUUUAUCCAUGAAAAUAUGGAAAAGCAGCUGAUGGUGUGGAAGGAAAUACCUUAAAAAAAUCCUCACCUCCAUUGUAAAUACUAUACAUUAUAUUAUUUAAUCAAACUACUGUACGUGUUAGUAUACAGUCUAGCGUUUUUAUGCAAUACUUUUAUCAUUUUCUUUUUUCUUGUUAAAAGACAUGUUAAAAUUGUGCUGUUUUGGGGACCGGAUAACCAUUCCAAUGAGUGAGGUUGAUAUGAGAUAAAGGUGAUUUGAGAUAAGAGUUCUGUCACAGAACCAAUUGAGCUUGUAAGUUGGGGUACAACUGUACUGAAAAUGGGAUUUUAGAAAUGUUGUAAAUGUUUACAUUGUGCAGGACUUUUAUUAGUGUCUAGCUUGUGUGGUAUCGUGUGCUUAGCUGUUGUGUGGCUGUUAGCUCCUUAUAGCCGAUAGCCCGCCAUGUUUAACUCUUGUAUCUUAACUAAAAUACAAGACCAACCUUGUGUGCUUAUUGGAAGACAUUUCGUCAUGUUUUUGCAUGGUUGCGGACGGAGUGACCCCAAGAUGCAGGGGCGACAGGCGACGUGCAGGUAACAAGUUCUUUAAAAAUGAAGGAUGGUGCAGGAUUGUUUUGCAAACAAAUAGCUAGUGCACACAGCAUGAAGCCACAAUAGACAAUGAGCCAGCAAGUGAAGGAGGAAACAAGGUGGAACUAAUUAAAGGGGAACAUUAUCACAAUUUCAAAAGGGUUAAAACCAAUAAAAAUCAGUUCCCAGUGGCUUAUUUUAUUUUUCGAAGUAUUUUUCAAAAUUUUACCCAUCAUCGAAUAUCCCGAAAAAAGGCUUUAAAGUGCCUGAUUUUCGCUCUCUGUAAAUCCACUCGUCCAUUUUCCUGUGACGUCACAUAGUGACGCCAAUACAAACAAACAUGGCGGAUAGAACAGCACGAUAUAGCGACAUUAGCUCUGAUUCAGACUCGGAUUUCAGCGGCUUAAGCGAUUCAACAGAUUACGCAUGUAUUGAAACGGAUGGUUGGAGUGUGGAGGCAGAUAGCGAAAACGGAAUUGAAGAAGAAACUGAAGCUAUUGAGCGAAUAGCUAUUGAAGUUAUUAGGCAAUUGCUUUCUAACCAACAAUUGCAUCUUUUGACCACUGGACCAACUUAAAUCCAUCGAUUGGUAAGUGUUUGUUUGGCAUUAAAUGUGGGUGGAGGGAAAGGCUGGAUGCAAAUUUAGCUACAAAUGUACAUACAGCUAGCCUAAACAGCAUGUCAGCAUCGAGUAGCUGGCAGUCAUGACGCGACCAAAUAUGUCUGAUUAGCACAUAAGUCAACAACAUCAACAAAACUCACCUUUGUGAUUUCAUUGACUUUAUUGUUGGAAAUGCAUCUGCUUUGAGUGUCGCAGGAUAUCCACACAUCUCUGUCGUAGCAUCGUUAUCGUCUGUAAAAUGUGCAGACCAAACGAGGGACUUUCGCAUCUUUUGACAUUCGUACAACUUGAAUCCGUCAAUUGGUAUGUGUUUGUUUGGCAUUUAAUGUGGGUGGAGGGAAAGGCUGGAUGCAAAUAUAGCUACAAAUGAGGCAUAACAAUGCAAUGUGUAAAUACAGCUAGCCUAAAUAGCAUGUUAGCAUCGAUUAGCACGCACACUCCACGUAAGUAAACAUGAAUCCGUCCCUGAUCGUGUUGUUACACCCUCCGACAACACACCGACGAGGCAUGAUGUCUCCAAAGUACGGAAAAUAGUUGAAAAAACGGAAAAUAACAGAGCUGAUUUGACUUGGUGUGUGAAAUGUGUUUGAGAAAAUAGCGGAUUGCUUCCCAUUGUAACGUCACGGGUGAAAGGUCAUCGCUCCGACAGCGAUCAAUUGAAAGGCGUUUUAAUCGCCAAAUUCACCCUUUUAGAGUUCGGAUAUCGGUUAGAAAAAAAUAUGGUCUUUUUUCUGCAACAUCAAGGUAUAUAUUGACGCUUACAUAGGUCUGGUGAUAAUGUUCCCCUUUAACAACAAAGAACAGGUGUGUUGGCAGGACAAGGAACAGAAAGUAAAAGGGGCUGUAUUGUAUACCAUAGAAACCAAACAGAAAAUCAGGGAAACAGAAGAAAACAAUCAGCAUAACCAAAAAUCUGUCACGCGUACCAGUAUUGUACCAGCUGAUAUAAUUCAAUACUUGUUUUUUUGCUGAUAUGGGACCAAUAUCUGAUACAAAGUUGAAUCGGGACACCCUUACUAAUAAGUGAUGUUAUCCUUCCUCAGUAUCUGUAAACAAGAAGUGUAUUUUUCCACUGUAAUUACUCAUAUUUACAGACCAAAUUGAGGUUUUUAAUGAAUUUAUGGGAGCAUGUCCAAAACCAGGCAGCACGGUGUCACAUGGGUUAGUGCGUGUGCCUCACAAUACGAAGGUCCUAAGUAGUCCUGGGUUCAAUCUCGGGCUCUGGAUCUUUCUGUUUGGAGUUUGCAUGUUCUCCCCGUGACUGCGUGGGUUCCCUCCGGGAAGACAUGCACCUGGGGAUAAGUUGAUUGACGACACUAAAUUGGCCCUCGUGUUUGAAGGUCGUCUGUCUGUGUUGGCUCUGUGAUGAGAUGGUGAUUUGUCCAGCCUGAAUGCCGCGGGGAUAAGCUCCAGCAUCCCCACCCCGUCACCCCGAAAGGGUCAAGCGGUAGGAAAAUGGAUGGACAGAUGUCCAAAACCUCAAAAUGACAAUAAAAAAUGAAAGUCCUUGCCAACAGCCCUUCACACUGUCACCCUAUUAUUGUGUUUUGGUCACAUUUUCCCAAAAGUAAUGAAAUUAUCUUGCGGACUACAAAACUGGUGUAUGAUGUACAAACCCUGUUUCCAUAUGAGUUGGGAAAUUGUGUUAGAUGUAAAUAUAAACGGAAUACAAUGAUUUGCAAAUCAUUUUCAACCCAUAUUCAAUUGAAUGCACUACAAAGACCAGAUAUUUAAUGUUCAAACUCAUAAAUUUUUUUUUUUUUUUUUGCUAAAAUUAAUUAACUUAGAAUUUCAUGGCUGCAACACGUGCCAAAGUAGUUGGGAAAGGGCAUGUUCACCACUGUGUUACAUCACCUUUUCUUUUAACAACACUCAACAAACUUUUGGUAACUGAGGAAACUAAUUUUUGAAGUUUUGAAAGUGGAAUUCUUUCUCAUUCUUGUUUUAUGUAGAGCUUUAGUCGUUCAACAUCAGCUGUUGGAUUUUACGCUUCAUAAUGCGCCACAAAUUUUCGAUGGGAGACAUGUCUGGACUGCAGGCGGGCCGGGAAAGUACCCGCACUCUUUUACUAAAAAACCACGCUGUGGUAACACGCGGCUUAGCAUUAUCUUGCUGAAAUAAGCAGGGGCGUCCAUGAUAACGUUGCUUGGAUGACAACAUAUGUUGCUCCAAAACCUGUAUGGACCUUUCAGCAUUAAUGGUGCCUUCACAGAUGUGUAAUUUACCCAUGCCUUGGGCACUAAUACACCCCCAUACCAUCACAGAUGCUGGCUUUUGAACUUUGCGUCGACAACAGUCUGGAUGGUUAUUUUCCUCUUUGUUCCGGAGGACACCAUGUCCACAGUUUCCAAAUAUAAUUUGAAAUGGGGACUCGUCAGACACAGAAUACUUUGUAUCAGUCCAACUUAGAUGAGCUCGGGCCCAGAGAAGCCAGCGGCGUUCCUUGGUGUUGUUGAUAAAUGGGUUUUGCUUUGCAUAGCAGAGUUUUAACUUGCACUUACAGAUGUAGCGACCAAUUGUAGUUACUGACAGCGGUUUUAUGAAGUGUUCCUGAGCCCAUGUGGUGAUAUCCUUUACACACUGAUGUCGGUUUUUGAUGCAGUACCGACUGAGGGAUCAACGGUCCUUAAUAUCAUUGCUUACGUGCAGUGAUUUUUCCAGAUUCUCUGAACCUUUUGAUGAUUUUACAGACCGUAGAUGGUAAAAUCCCUAAAUUCUUUGCAAUGGCUCGUUGAGAAACGUUGUUCUAAAACUGUUCGACAAUUUGCUUACAAAGUGGUGACCCUCGCCCCAUCCUUGUUUGUGAAUUACUUAGCAUUUCAUGGAAGCUGCUUUUAUACCCAAUCAUGGCACCCACCUGUUCCCAAUUAGCCUGCAGACCUGUGGGAUGUUCCAAAUAAGUGUUUGAUGAGUAUUUCUCAACUUUAUCAGUAUUUAUUGCCACUUUUCCCAACUUCUUUGUCAUGUGUUGCUGGCAUCAAAUUCUAAAGUUAAUUAUUAUUUGCCACAAAAAAAAGGUUUAUCAGUUUGAACAUCAAAAAUGUUGUCUUUGUAGCAUAUUCAACUGAAUAUGGGUUGAAAAUGAUUUGCAAAUCAUUGUAUUCCGUUUAUAUUUACAUCUAACACAAUUUCCCAACUCAUAUGGAAACGGGGUUAGUAUAAAACAUGUACUAAUAUGCUCUCAGAAGGUGUGCACAGGAUUCAAACCAAUAGAUAUGACCUAACACUUCAUAGAUUUCAGAACGUGUUUAAAAAGACAUGAAAAAAAUAAAUGUCUCUC